Pteronotus mesoamericanus is the source of this 1791-nucleotide messenger RNA. RefSeq names its product HtrA serine peptidase 4 (gene HTRA4). NCBI's taxonomy places the organism in Eukaryota, Metazoa, Chordata, Mammalia, Chiroptera, Mormoopidae. The transcript is spliced from 9 exons. Gene Ontology annotation, molecular function: serine-type endopeptidase activity; protein binding. Gene Ontology annotation, biological process: positive regulation of apoptotic process; proteolysis; programmed cell death. The coding region runs from base 1 to 1443 and encodes 480 amino acids. The record is from RefSeq and is a predicted model, not a curated record. Gene Ontology annotation, cellular component: extracellular region.
AUGAUUAGACCUGUGCUUCGACCAGCCAGGCUCGGACAAUUCCUCCUGUUGUGGCUGCUGCUGCCCCCGGUGCCCGUUCCCGGGGUGGAGGCUCGGAGGACAUGGCGCUCUCCGCUCUGCCCCGCGGUCUGCGAGCCAACGCGCUGUCCCCCGCUGCCCACCUGCUCCGCGGGUCCGGUGCUGGACAGCUGCCGCUGCUGCCGCGUGUGCGCUGCGGCCGAGGGUGAGGUCUGCGGCGGGGCGCUCGGCCGACCCUGUGCUCCGGGGCUGCAGUGCGGAGCGCCGUUUAGCCCCCGGAGCCUGGGUGGCGCCCGGCUGGGCACCUGCGGCUGCCCGGCGACUGGGGAGGCCGUGUGCGGCAGCGACGGGCGCACCUACCCCAGCCUAUGCGCGCUCCGGGCUGAGAACCGCGCCGCGCGCCGCCGUGGCGCGCUCCCGGCCCUGCCGGUGCAGAAGGGGGACUGUAGCGAUCCAGGGACCAGAAGCGCAGGCUGGCUCAGGAGCAACUAUAACUUCAUCGCCGAGGUGGUUGAGAAGGUGGCGCCAUCUGUGGUUCACUUGCUGCUGUUUCGCAGGUCACUUCUCAGCGGGGAGGAUAUUCCUGCAUCCAGUGGCUCUGGGUUCAUAGUGUCUGAGGAUGGGCUCAUUGUUACCAACGCCCAUGUCCUCACCAACCGGCAGCGAAUCCAGGUGGAGCUCCAGAGUGGGGACAAGUAUGAAGCCACUGUCAAGGACAUUGACCAUAAAUUGGAUCUGGCACUGAUUAAGAUUGAGCCAAAUACGGACCUUCCUGUAUUGCUGCUGGGAAGGUCAUCUGACCUGCGGGCUGGAGAGUUCGUGGUGGCCUUGGGCAGCCCAUUUUCUCUGCAGAACACAGUGACCGCAGGAAUUGUCAGCACCACCCAGCGAGAGGGAAAAGAACUAGGGCUGAAAGAUUCAGACAUGGACUAUAUCCAGACUGAUGCCAUAAUUAAUCACGGGAAUUCUGGGGGGCCUCUGGUGAACUUGGAUGGUGAUGUGAUUGGCAUAAAUACACUGAAGGUGACCGCAGGAAUCUCCUUUGCAAUUCCCUCAGAUCGAAUUCGACAGUUCUUGGCAGAUUUCCAGGAGCGCCAGUUGAAAGGAAAGACUCUUUCACAGAAGAAAUAUCUGGGUCUGCGAAUGCUGCCCCUCACUUUGAACCUUCUUCAGGAAAUGAAAAGGCAUGAUGCAAAUUUCCCUGAUGUGAGUUCCGGGGUCUUUGUAUAUGAGGUGAUUCAAGGAACAGCUGCUGAAAGCUCUGGGUUGAGAGACCACGACGUGAUUGUCAGCAUAAAUGGGCAUGCUGUUACCACCACAACCGAUGUUGUUGAAGCUGUUAAGGACAAUGAUUCCCUUUCCGUCAUGGUUCGUCGGGGAAGUCAAACUUUGAUCCUGACAGUCACACCUGAAAUAAUUGAUUAAGUAUCUUGCUUUAAAGAGAAAUUAUCUAACAAAACCAAGGCUGUAUUACCUGGUUUGUAUUGAAGAUGUGCCAAAGAUGGCAAGCGGUUUUAGGAUCUCAUUCUUAUAAGGGGAAAUGAAUGCUUAAACACACACGUGUUCGGGGACCAUUAGGUUGGGGUUGGUACUGCUGCUAUGCAGCCUUACUAAGCCAGUGGAAGAACUUGGUGCCAGGAAGUCUGGGAAGCUGAUAAAAUUUUAUUUAAAGAUAGGAACAACUGAAAAACAGCCAGUUUCUAAUUUAACCUUGACAGAAAGACACUUAGUAUUUUAAAACUUUCAUACUCAUGAACUGGAUCACACACACAC